Astyanax mexicanus (Mexican tetra) is the source of this 2537-nucleotide messenger RNA. RefSeq names its product NXPE family member 3-like. The record is from RefSeq and is a predicted model, not a curated record. The transcript has 7 exons. NCBI's taxonomy places the organism in Eukaryota, Metazoa, Chordata, Actinopteri, Characiformes, Acestrorhamphidae. The coding region runs from base 81 to 1739 and encodes 552 amino acids.
UCACACAGUGCGCGCACACACGCUCACUCGAAGGCUGCGUGAGGAACACACACGCAUACACACUCCAGGUACACUGGAGGAUGGGAAACCACGUGAGGAUCAUUAUUUUCAUCGUUACUCUCAGCCUGGUCAUUCUGUGGUCCUGCUGGGAGAAACUCCCUGAGGAUCUUUUUCCAAGUCGAAGCUACAUUGGUUGUCAACCAGAAACUUUGAAGGUUCUGAUGGAGAGCUAUACUGUUAAUUUAUCCAGUUUUACACCUGGUUUCAAUGCUAAACCCACCCUCAUCUCACCUGAAGAACUACAGUAUAUAAAGGAGGAGCUAAAGUGGCCGGCCCCGCCCAUCAACGUGACUGCAGCCAAUCAGGCAACGAGCGCUCACACAAGUUCGUAUGCGCUGCUGAAUCCGCGUGAACUCUACAGCGUUGGGGAUGUAAUCACAGUGAUGAUAACGGCGAGGGACGGUCUGAAGAACCCCAAAACGUACGGCGGGGAUUUCUUCCAGGCUAAGCUGUUUAACGCCGAGCUGAAGGCCAGCGUAUUCGGACAGGUGUUCGACCACAACAACGGCACCUACACCGCCAACUUCAUGCUGCUGUGGGAGGGACUGGCCAAGGUGUCGAUACGGAUGAUCCACUCCAGUGAGGCCGUACAGGUUCUACUCCGGCACCGAGAGCUAGAACCGGAUAAGGUGUACUUCCUCGGGGUGUUCAGGAAUGGCAGUCAGGCUGAAGAGGUGGUGUGUAACGCUCAGAGGAGUGUGAGGCUGAUGCUGGGCUCUCCGUGCUGCUGUGAAUACCGGCAUCCCAUUACUGACGAAACCUGGGUCUGCCGGAAACCCCAGAACCUGCCGUGCUCAGCCUGGGUCUACCACAAAAUGGGCGGGUACCAGGCUAUACUGUCCUCCCUGGAGUCCUCCCUCUUACACGGCAGCGUCACUAAAGUUAUUCUGACCGGAGGCGAUGUUCAAGUGAGCGUGUCCCAUCAUGAACCGGUUUUGGGUGAGGGUGUGAAGUGUGUUCCUGGACUGGGCACACCUUCACCCGCUGGUUUCUAUCUGCAAAACAAGUGGACAUCACUGCUGUGCCACGCCCAGUCCUUCCGCUCAGCCAAUCAGAUUGCAGCAUGUUUGAAAGAUAAGCAGAUGCUGAUGAUGGGGGACUCCACGCUGAGGCAGUGGUACGAGUACCUGCUGAGCCAAGUACCGACCCUUAAGCAGUUGAACCUCCACACCUCAGCCAAGUCUGGACCGUUCGAGGCGGUGGACGUGGACAACAACAUCCGCAUGGUGUGGAGAGCUCACGGCCUCCCGCUCCGGACCUCCGUCACCCCGUACGCCGACCUGCACUACAUCUCCUCCGAGGUGGACACUCUCGCGGGAGGUCAACACUCAGUCGUGGUCUUCACCAUCUGGGCACAUUUUACCACCUUUCCUCUGAUCACGUACCUGAGAAGACUGGCCAGCAUCCGCCAGGCCAUCCUGUCCCUCCUCCAGAGGGCGCCAGAGAGCCUGGUGGUGAUAAAGACGGCGAACACCGGCUACAGCGACGUCUACGGCAGCGACUGGCUGUCCUGGCAGCUGGACUCCGCAUUAAGGAUCAUGUUUAAGAAUCUGCCCGUUGUGUUUAUUGACGUUUGGCAAAUGACAUCAUGCUACAGGUCGCCAGAUAACAUCCACCCGCCUCGUGAUGUCAUAGAGAACGAGGUCGACAUGUUCCUCUCGUUUGUGUGCCCGAAAUGACGACUGAUAUAAAAAUAGAGGCAGUUAAUAUCUCAGGGAUUUCCAGAUCCAGAACAGACCCGACUCCCCGGCUGUUUUAGAGGGUCUUCGUGGAGCUUCAUUCCUAUUUAAGGACAUUUACCAAACUUUACCAACUUAUCCCAACUUCCUAACUCAUCCCGCCUUAUUACAACUACCCAACUCAUCUCACUUUCUUAAAUCAUCCCAAUUUAUUCCAACUCCCCAACUCAUCACACUUUAUCCCAACUCUCCAACUGAUCUCCAACUAAUUCCAAAUCCCUAAAUCAUCCUCAACUCAUCCCCCACCUAUCCUUAAAUAAUUUAAAGUCUCAACUCAUCCUACUUUAUUACAACUCAUCCUAACUCCCUAACUCAUGCCAACUCAUCCCACCUUAUCCCAACCCUCAAACUCUUCCCCAACUCAUUUCCAACUAAUCCCAACUCUCUAACUCAUCCCACCUUAUCCCAACUCAUCCCCCCUUGCUAACUCAUGCCAACCCAUCCCACCUUGUCCCAACUGCUCACCUUGUCCUCAUCUCAACACCUCUGCUAAUCCCAACUGAUCCCAUUCAGAAGUACUGAAUUAAUCAUCAUUCCAGAGAACACAGUUCUUCCACUGCUCUACAGAUUAAUACUGGGGGUUUAAACCCCUCUAUAACUCACGUCUGGCCAUAGAUAUGAUGCCAACAGGUCUGCAAAGCAGCUGAAUAAAUGUAUUUAUUAGAAGGCGGGGCCACAAACAUUUAGGCUAAUAGUGUGGGUGUGGUUCUUAGCAUUGGCCACUGACUCAAACUCAUU